Messenger RNA from Halichondria panicea, 5331 nucleotides. Its product is annotated as sperm flagellar protein 2-like. NCBI's taxonomy places the organism in Eukaryota, Metazoa, Porifera, Demospongiae, Suberitida, Halichondriidae. The transcript is spliced from 37 exons. The coding region runs from base 55 to 5223 and encodes 1722 amino acids. Gene Ontology annotation, molecular function: protein binding. The record is from RefSeq and is a predicted model, not a curated record.
ACAAUGUUAGAUUCGCCUUUUAACCUUUGACCUCACCCUGGAAAGAAAGAUAAGAUGACUGAUAUACUGUGUAAAUGGCUGAAUGAUGACAUAUGCGUGGAGCCCAAGCUCACUAAGUCCAGCUUCUCUGGUGUAUUUUCCAAUGGUUACUUGUUUGGAGAGGUACUGCACAAGCAUGGGCUGCAAGCAGACUUUGCUCACUUCUCAAAAGCAAGGAGCUCUGAGGCAAAGCUCAACAACUUCACGCGAUUAGAGCCAACCUUCAAAUUGUUGGAGAUUCCAUUUAACAUCAACAUGGCACGAGACCUCAUGACUGAGAGACCUGGUGUAGCUACUAGACUAUUGUACCAGCUCUUUGUAGCACUCAACAGAAUCAAGGUAUCAUCACUAUAUCAGUGUGUGUGCAGUACUAACCAUUACCCACAGGACAACAAGGUCCAGUCACUGCAGUCAAUGAGGCCUCCAGGGAAACUCAAACUAGAGAGAAUAGAGACCGGAAUAUUCCAGAAGAAACUAAAGCAGCAGACACCACGACAAGUGGACCUCAACUUUGAAGGGCUUAUUCAAAAGUUCCAAGAACGGCAGAAAAUAUUCGAAGAAAAGUUGCUGACUGAACAAAAGAAAGAAGAGUCAAAAAUUCAGCAGGAACGUAGGGAGGUGUGUCAAAAAUCACUGGAGAGGUCGAGGGAGGUUCGAGAGAGUCAGUCCCAUAUGUAUGCUCGUCUGAAGCCACUCUUCCCCUCCAAAGCGUCCCCCGCACACAGCUGCAAUACCACUGACUCAGUAGCUGGUUCCAAACCAUCCCCCACACGCAGUAAGACUACUGGCUCGGUACCAGGUCGCUCAGUGAGGGUACAAGCAGCUGAAGCACUGGCUACUAGGGACGGUAUAGAUAGGUUUGAGGCUGGACUGAGCCUACGCAGUGAACCCAUGGAGACAAGACCAUACUCAACUGGAAGUAUAGGAGAGGGGACCGCUAUGACAAAGACGAAGGGUCCCUCCAGUGACUAUGUGGCUCAGAUCAGGCAGAGAGUGCAGGAUAAUGAACUAGCUAGAAAGGAGAGGGAGAAGCGUCGCAGGAAGGUACUAGUGGAGCAGAUGGAAGCUCUACAAGAACAAGAGAAUGCUCGUCGUGAGAAGCUCCUGGUGGAGAGACUCAUGCGUCAGUGUCAGCAGGAGCGCCGGGUAGCUACUCAACUCAUGGCCAUUCGUAAAGAGAAGGACACGAUUCGUAACAACCGUAUCCACCAACAGCAGCAGUACGAGGAGGAGAGGCUGGCAGAGUUCAACCAAGCUCUGGAUAGAGAGAAAGAGCUGGCUGCCUGUGAUGAGCAGGAGAGGGCUGACAAGCUGAAGCACCAUCAGAGUGUGUACAAACAGCUGAGGACCAACAAGGCAGAGCUACACUAUCACAGGAACUAUAAGAUGUGUCAGGACAUGCUACUCUUAAUGGUGGAUCUAUCCUCUAAAGUGGCAGAGUACAGAGAGCUCACUAGAGGACUGGUUCCUGCUAAACUGGUGGUGGAUUGGAAGACAUUGUUCGUGGCAGGCAAGUCAGCGUAUGAUGACCCCAGUGUCACCUCUGACCCCGUUGACCCCUUGGCCCAAUCAAUGGCCAGCAGUGCAAGUUCUAAUUUCAAGAGAAACAAUGAUCAGCUCCUGGAUGAAGCUGACCUCAACGAAUACAAGAGUGCUGUCCAUGCGUGGUCCCCUCCCGAGGACUUCACUGCUCCGGCCCUGUUCCCUCGUCCCCCCAACUCCAUCCUCUGUCACAUUGUCUACCGUCUAUUAGACAUGGUGGACCCUCCCAAACCACCACCCUCUCCACCCUCAUACCCAAAGUUCUUACUACGUGCCUCCAUCAUGGGACGACCCUUCGCUGGCAAGUCCACCAUACUCAGGAGGCUGGAACAGGACUUGCCCAUGCUGCAUGUACUGAACCCUGAGGACCUGGUGACUAAAGCCGUGGGUACCUACCUCUCAGAGAAGCGUGUACUGGAGAGUCAGUUGAGCACUGGGUCUGUGGAUACAGAGGAUCCCACACCGCCACCACCAGCUACCUCUGUGGAGGCUGUCACACCACCGAUGGAUGCUCCACUCUCUGAAGAGAGCUGCCCUAGACUGGGUUCAGAGAUAAACCUAUCGGAGGACCUUGUCUCCAAGUUGUCAGGACUGGGUCAGUUGGGGCACAAGGCCCACUCUGCUGUAGUCAAUGGAGAGGCUCUGGAUGAUGAGACCAUUGUCAACAUCCUCACUACUGAGAUGAGGGGUCUCCCAGAUGGUAGUGCCUUUAUCCUAGACAACUUCCCUCUCACCAUGAACCAGAUGAUAAUACUCAUCGCCACUAUUUUGGGUGUGAAAACUCUAUCGUUCAGUGUAUCUAGAGAGUUUAAACUCCUCCCCCAAGAUGCUGACCUCUCUCGUGAUCCAGGCCCUGUAUCUGACCUCAUACUACAGCUCCAAAUAUCCACUGACAAGGUUCUGCAGAGGGCCAGUCAAACAACCCCAGGCGAGCAGCUGAGUGGUAAUAGACUGGAGCAGGUUCAUCAUCGUCUGCUCACCUUCGACACUGAAUGGCCUCAGCUCAGGAGAUGGAUUCUCAAGUUUGGAGGCAUUGUCACCAUCAACGCAAACAAGGACAUAGACUCUGUGUAUGAGGCAGUGAGGGAUAAAGUUCAGGGGGGCAUCAAUAAGGCAAAACACUCCAGAGCAGUGAAGGAACUUGGCCUUUCCUCAGAAGCCAGUGGCUUGAUGAGUGGCUCCACGUCCACCCUUCUGAGCAAUAGUCCUCCUAAGAGGGCAAUCUCCCCCAUCAAAUCAUCUCCCUUGAGGAAGAGCCGGAGACCGUCCUCAGCCAGUAUUAUGUCGCCUGUAGGUCUAACAUUGCCCACCUCUUCAAGCUGCCACAGUCCACUAAUGCAGAUAAAUGCGAAACAAUCCCAGUCUUUGAUAGAGCCUGGUGACCCUGGCUGGAGCUAUUGUGAUCGUCCCCUCAACCCAGAGCUAGCCACCGGAUUGGCUCAAUUGUGGCCAGGGCUGGAGGAGGUGUAUCUACGCACACUCAAGGAAGUGUUUCAAGAGCUAAGGACGGAGAGGGAGGCGGUCUGUCAUUACUUCUAUGAUAAGAGGACUGAGUUUCGGGUGUACUUGUGUCGACCUGACACUAAGCAAGAGUUUGUGAAUCAGUGGCAGUGCUCCUACAAUGACCUCCCUCUCCAUCUCCGUAGAGAAGUGGUCAUGAAGGCAGAGCUUCACAAGAGAGUGGAUGACUUGUGUGAGAAGCUAUUGGAUAUAUCUGAUCAUCGUCGUGAUAGUGCCAGUGGGGAGAGGCAGCGUAUUCUCACUGACCAAUGGCUGGAGGACCAUAUUGGGAUCAUUACUAACCACCACAUCUCACUGCUACAGGCUGAGGUGGACAGGUUCUACAGUACCUCCCUACUGCUCAAGGACUACUACACUGGCAUGGAAGACAAGGUUCCUGCCAAGCUCCCUGAUCCUGGUAGACUCUCACUCAUUGAGCUACCCCCCACGGAGCCACAGGACCCCCCACCCAGCAACACCACCUCCACUAACAACAUGAAGGAGACACGCAGCAGCACAACAGAGGAAGAACCCUCCACCACCACUGUCCUGUCUCCAAAGAGAGAUACCAUAAAACAAAAAGUUCCGUUGUUACCACGGCAACUCCUACCAGAGCCAACAGAGGAUAAAGUUCCUAAGAAGAAAGGGGGCAUAGCUGCAGCAUCGACUCCUCCCCCUCCAGUGGAGGACAUCAGCGGACUGGAACUAGACCAACAGCUAGUGGUCCAUGCAUACAACAGUGCCACAGCCUUCGUCUUCACAACAAUGUCUCGUGAUAUGCGGGUAUUGGAAUCAGUUAUAGCUGAGCUCAGCAAACCUCCAGUGACUGCCCCUCCAGUGGAACCACCUCCUCCAGAACCAAGGGAUAACAAGAGUGCCAAGGGAAAGAGAAACAAGGGAAAGAGUCCAGCUCCUGGUAAGAAAGGCAAGGCGGCUAAAGCUCCUGACCCGCCACCAGAGCCCCAAGCCGUUACUCUGAGUCCCAGUGUUGUGGCUGAGAGACUGAGAGCAGUACCCAUGCACAGGGAGCACAAAGCAGCACUGGAACAAGAGGAGUGUCGUGUGAAGCUGAGGCUGGAGUUGAUCAAGCUAAAGUGCUUGGAGCAGAUCAAAGGCAUUAAGGAGACAGCAUGUGUGUUGAGUGGUGAGAUGGAGGAAUGGCUAGUGGAGGUGUUCCAACAAGAGGUGGCUUGUGUAACCAGUCUGACUGAGAUAUUGAGACAGGCCAUUGAGAAUGAGGAGAAGCUACUCAAAGAAAUUGUCCUACCAGGACCUUCCAUCAACAUCAAGGAGAGUUGUGUACUGAGCUACCCCACACCCCCACCCUCCCCUCCACCGCCCACGGAGCCCACACACCCUCACACCUUCACAGCCUCACAGCUGCUAGCCCUCCACUCACAGCUAGCUAGUGUAUCUCCUGAUGGCUACCUACUAGCCUCUACACUGGUGGACACUCUAGUGGGUCUGGCUGAGAGGAGCAACCUACCAGACCUGUGGUCCACACUGUCAAGGCAACAGUUUGAGAGCUUGUGUGAGGGUGUGUAUGGUGUGGAGGGGGAUAUGGUUGACUGGAGACGACUGCUACUCACACUAGCACAGCCUUGGACCAUACCCACUGCCGAACAGCUCGUCUCCAUGGUGACAACAAUGAGUGGGCGUAUCAGUCGCGAGGAAUAUGGCCGCACUAGUACAUGGCUCGAUGAAUCAGGAGAUGAAAGAGAUAGCAGACUGAAACAGGUAUUCUUUGAAAUACUGAGUGAUCCCUCCACGAAUAGUCUGGAGGUGACCUCUCUACUCCUCUACAUGUCCUCUGACCCCUCCCCUGGCGGACAAGGGCUACUCAAGGCUCUCAGUGUAGUGACUGGAGUUAACCUGGCCUCUAGCGAGGAGGCCACCUUAUCACUGGAGGAUCUGUACAAGGCUCUGACUCAUGCCAGCUAUCCGGAGGCACCACCAAUCACCACUAGUGAUCUAUUCAACUUGUUUGUGAGUGUCAGCCCUGACCAACCCAAUGAGGUGGCCCUGGCAGAGCUACUGGCCAGAGAGGGAGUGUGGGACUACCUCACAUCCAUCAGCCCCUACCAUCUCCCUGUAUUGGAUCCCUACAUGAGACCAGUCAGCAUGCUCACAGAAACUGAUUAACUGUUAUAGUUUAUAAUUAUAAUGCCAUGCUGCAUGUUGUACACUAUACAUGUCAAUUACUCAUGUCUGCUAAUAAUAUUUGUUAUUUGGAAACGUAAAGUUGUCUUA